Penicillium brevicompactum is the source of this 573-nucleotide messenger RNA. RefSeq lists its product as uncharacterized. The record is from RefSeq and is a predicted model, not a curated record. Gene Ontology annotation, cellular component: membrane. Lineage: Eukaryota; Fungi; Ascomycota; Eurotiomycetes; Eurotiales; Aspergillaceae. The coding region runs from base 1 to 573 and encodes 190 amino acids. The transcript is spliced from 3 exons.
AUGCUGCUGAAUAUCAUCCUAUAUGCCCUGUUAGGGACAUCGUUUGUCCUUGGGGUUGUAGAGCUGGGUCUUUCGGCCUUUGUGGUCUCGGCUUUUGAUAAUACCACUCAAGAACAUGAUACUUGGGGAGGUUAUGUUGAUGUCAAGGUGAAAGCCCCAGCCAUCGUCGACUUCAUUGUUUUCUCUUCACUUUGGACGAUGCUCAUCACCGUUGCUGCGCUGGUGGUGCCUUGGUUCUACACCCGUAAAGGCUCGGUGACCCCAAAGCUGAACACAGUUCUCGCUGCCUCUUUCGUGGCCACUUACUUUGUGACCAUGGUAUUCUGGUUGGCAGCGUUUGCCGACCUGGCUACCUACCUUGACUAUGUUUCCAACGAUUAUUAUAAUGCGAUGAUUGCCUUUGCCGUGCUGCUCUGGCUUCUUUUUGUCGCCCUUCUCGUCUUCACAAUUCUUGCCAUGUGUGGUGUCAUGGCAUCCAACUGGGCUGGAUAUCAGCCUGUGAGAAAGAACAAGUCAAACGCACCAACUGAGCCAGUCAAUGAUCUGUCCAUGACCGAGCAAUCAAUCGCCUAG